Messenger RNA from Entrophospora sp. SA101, 579 nucleotides. The record is from the annotation of a GenBank genome assembly. Lineage: Eukaryota; Fungi; Glomeromycota; Glomeromycetes; Entrophosporales; Entrophosporaceae.
AUGGCGUCUACUAGUUUCGAGUCAUUUUCACAGCUUAUUAACAAUUCACCAAGUUUAGUUUGGCACGAAACCUUUUUACCGUUAAAUAUUUUAACUACAUUACAUGCAAUCUAUAUAACUUUAAAUUAUAAAAAUAGUUUAAAACAUUCCAAAGUGCCUUGGUUACAAGGUUUCUUUGCUGUAAUUGUAAUGAGUGUUGGAGGAAGUACUUCUAGUGGAAUAGAUAGUAUACGUUACGAUUCUCGUAAUAAAGAUCCUGAUUUAAGCAAUAGUUUGGUAGCAAUGAUAUUAUGUGGAUCACCUUUUUGGUCAUUUACAACUCCUUCAGUACUUUUGCAACCAAGUUAUGAUAUGAAAUCUAGUUUCUUGCUUUCUUUAUUUUAUAUUUCAACAACAACUACUUCAACGCUUACUAUAGAUCAAGGACGAACUUUUUCAAUUUUAUUAGCAAUUGCAUUUAAUCUUGUUAAAUUAAAAGAACUUAAUGAAUCUUCAAGUCUUAGAAAACUUGAGGAUAUCGAAAAAGAAGACAUUAAAAUGGAAGACAUUAAAAUGGAAAACAUUAAAAAAAAAGACUAA